Tribolium madens (black flour beetle) is the source of this 1485-nucleotide messenger RNA. RefSeq names its product insulin-like growth factor-binding protein complex acid labile subunit. NCBI's taxonomy places the organism in Eukaryota, Metazoa, Arthropoda, Insecta, Coleoptera, Tenebrionidae. Gene Ontology annotation, cellular component: extracellular matrix. The record is from RefSeq and is a predicted model, not a curated record. The transcript has a single exon. Gene Ontology annotation, molecular function: protein binding. The coding region runs from base 128 to 1423 and encodes 431 amino acids.
UAAUUUUUUUGACCUUGUAAACUUUAUUUACACUCUCUUCAUCGAUAAAGAUGACCAGUUGACCUUGCAAAUUGUAUUUAGAUUCUCAUCACUGAUAAAAACAUCCAGUUUUCGAACCACUGUAAUAAUGUUAAAAACAUAUUUGAUUUCUUUAUUUUUGAUCAGUGCCACGAAUCCUGAAGCGAUUUCUUUUCAAAAUUUGACACUAGAAUGGAAAACAAGCACGGGUAGUAACACUACAACCGUUUCAUCAUCGGCCAACCUCCGAGACUCCAUCCCUGAGCAUCAAGGGGAAAUUUCGGUGAUUUUACAUGGUUUUGUGCCGGUGUUUUACCCAAAAGCGGUGAAUGGUGUACCAACUUUGAAGUCUCUAACAGCGUCAAGUAUCAGUUUGGAAGAAAUUAAGCCAGGGGCGUUUGAAAAUUUGCCCCGUUUGGCCCACUUGUCUUUAAACCGGAAUCGGCUAAAAGUGAUCGAAAAAGGGACUUUCACGGGCUUGAACUUAUCGAGUUUGAAUUUGGCCGACAACGAAAUAUCCAAUUUUCAACCUGGGGCUUUUAAAAACCUCAAAAUUCACCAUCUGACUUUGAGUAACAACAAAAUUCUCGAAAUUCGAGACGGCACUUUUGAAAAUGUGUCUUUGGAAAGCUUGAAUUUGUACCACAAUGGUCUUCGGAAAAUCGGAGGUAAAAUCGCAAAUUUGACAAAUUUGGUUUUGGGCGACAACAAAUUAACCGAAAUCGAUUUCAAUUUCCCUGACUUGAAAUAUCUCGACCUGAGUUUCAAUCGCAUUAAAACUCUCCAUCGGGGAGACUUGAAAAAUCUUCCACAGUUGGACACUCUGAACCUCAUCGGUAAUUCCCUUGAACACGUCCCUGAAGGUGUUUUCUCCCAAACAAAACUCGUCACUUUGAAGCUAAACUACAACCGAAUUUCUAAAAUCGAACCCAAAGCAUUCGACGACAUGCCUCAACUUAGCGUUUUACACAUCGACCAUAACAAUUUAUCUCAAUGGGACAACAAUUGGUUGAGGGGUUCCCCCAAAUUGGCUUAUAUCUUUACCGGUUAUAACGUAAUUGAAGUUUUACCGAGUAAAGCCUUCCACAAUUAUCCUCAAAUGUACAGUAUUGAUUUGGAAAGCAAUAACAUCAAAUCUGUUUCAAGGGAAAGUUUCAUAGGGUUGGAGAAAGUGGUGAAUUUUAGUUUGGGGAAUAAUUCAGUUGAGGUUUUGGAUCCGGAAUGGUUGGCUAAUGCAACAGUGGGAACUGUGGAUUUGAGUCAUAAUAAACUGGAAUGUGUGGAAGGAAACUUGAGCGAAGUUUUCAGAAGUGUGGAUUUUGUCCACCUGGAGGGGAAUCCCUGGAGAGAGGAUUGUGUACAAAAAAUUAACGACUUUAUCAACAGUAAAAGAAGAGGCAAAUAACAAACAUUGUAUUGUAUCGCAUUAAAACUUGUACCCAAGUUCUAAUAAAAAUAAGACAUUUA